AUGGAAAGGGUAAUACAGACUGAGACAGAUGAUUUGAGUGUAAAGAGAUCGAGGUCAAUGUCGUCAGGUUUAUGGUCAGUCGAAGAGAAACGUGAGAUUAACAUCAGGACCAAUGAUGAUAUUGAGGGUUGUUUCAUUACAGGAAGUUGUAUCAUACCUUCAGGAGAAAUUCUGCUUGCGGAUUACAAUAAUAAAAAGUUGAAGAAACUUGAUAAUAUGUAUAAUGUAAGGUGUGUGUGUGAUCUUUCUCAUAUACCAUAUGAUGUUUGUUAUGUCAGGGAUAAUGUAGCUGUUGUAUCACUGUCGUGGAAGAAACUUCAGUUUGUUGAUACUACACAUAGUAUGACUCUGCUUAAAUCCAUUGAUACAGAUCAUGAGUGUCUUGGUCUGGUUUGUCAUGGCGAUCAGAUGUAUGUAAGAGACUGUUAUGGUUCUGUUUAUAGUUAUAGUACAGAUGGUAUAAAGCAGCAGAUGAUUUAUUUAAUAUCUAGAAACGAAUCAUUUCUUUUUAAUUAUUACAUUUUUAACAAUACAUCACCGAUUACUGUGAGUAAUGAUGGAAGUAAGUUAUACCUACCAGGUCUAAAUGAGCUUGUUACCAUUGACAACAAUGGAAACCAUUUGUUUACAUUAAACAAUGAAGACAUAAAUUUCAAAUGUGGAGUUUGUGUAGAUGAUGAAGGUUUUGUUUAUGUAAAUGAUAUGAAUUGGAAUAUUAUAAAAAUAAGUGAAGAUGGUAGAACUAUACUUCAGGUCAUAACAAACCUAUCUAACUUGACAGGUGGACGUUCUCGUACAUUAACAUUUGAUAGGAAAAAUAAAGCUCUGAUAGAAGCAGGGUGGUCAGACACAAUUAUAGUCUUAAAACUAAGGAAAUAA
This is a messenger RNA of Ruditapes philippinarum (Manila clam), 879 nucleotides long. RefSeq lists its product as uncharacterized. Lineage: Eukaryota; Metazoa; Mollusca; Bivalvia; Venerida; Veneridae. The transcript is spliced from 2 exons. The coding region runs from base 1 to 879 and encodes 292 amino acids. The record is from RefSeq and is a predicted model, not a curated record.